Molecule: messenger RNA, 3462 nt
Organism: Cololabis saira (Pacific saury)
Lineage: Eukaryota; Metazoa; Chordata; Actinopteri; Beloniformes; Belonidae
Product: centrosomal protein of 120 kDa-like
Exons: 24
Coding region: 187-3462 (1091 amino acids)
Biological process (GO): interkinetic nuclear migration; positive regulation of centriole elongation; centrosome cycle
Cellular component (GO): centriole; centrosome
Source: RefSeq, a predicted model, not a curated record
UUCCGGUGGCGCCAAAGUCUGGCAACACCGCGGCAGUUUAACGGUUUAACAGUUUAACAGUUUAACCGGGUUCUCCGGGGUUAAUUAGUUAAAUCUGUUUCCCUCCGCGGGUCAAAACGGAGUAAAUGAGCAGAUAAACGCGGACUUUUAUCAGUGUUUUGAAGCCGCAGCUGCACAAAUGUGGAAAUGUCCGGGAAACCGGAGCAACUUCUCAUCGUUGUGUCGGUCCUGGAAGGCCGUCACUUCCCCCGUCUCCCCCGUGUCUCCCUCACCGUGACCUCCAGCUUCGACGGGGAGCAGCUCAGCACCGACCCGGUGGAUCAUGUGGAGACGCCGCAGUUCAACACGGAGCUAGCAUGGGAGCUGGACCGCCGCGCGCUGCACCGACACAGGCUGCAGAGGACCCCCAUCAAGCUCCAGUGCUGGUCCCUGGACCCCGCCAGCAGGAGGAGGGAGAGCGUCGGCUACAUCGUCCUGGACCUGAGAUCCGUGCAGGAGAAACGGCAGGAGCCCCGUUGGUUCCCCCUGCUCAGCAGCCCGUACCCCCAGCAGAAACCCGCUCUGCUGCUGGGAACGGCCCUGGAGAAGGACCAGGUCUGCAGGAACUCCCCGGAGAAGUUCAGGGCCCGGAGGGCCCCGCCCCGCCAAGGUUCCCCGUCGGUCCCGGAGCUGCUCCCUGAGAACCUGCAGGCGGUUCUGGUCUCGGACCUCGGCCACCACCAGGUGGGCCCGCCGGACCGAUGCAGCGACAUGUUCCUGCUGUCGGUCACCGUGGCCUUCGCCUCCAAGCUGGAGCAGCUGGUCCCGGACCGGGCCGGUCUCUCCUCGGAGGACCGGGGCUUCUUCUUCUACUACUGUCUCCUCGGUAACGACAUCACCAGCCAGCCGUUCCUCAGCCUGCUGAGCCCCGACUUCCAGCCCGAGAGAGCGUCGGUACGAAUCCGGAGCAGCAGGGACGUUCUGCAGAACUUCCUGGUGCAGCAGCCGGAUUUAGAGAUCCACCUGUGCUGUGGGAACCAGUCUCUAGGUGGCGCUAGCGUCUCCCUCUCGGCUCUGGCCUCCGUCUCCGUGGACCUGGGCCGCGGGGCGGCCACGGUGGAGGGCGUGUUCCCCCUGACGCCGCCGCGGCGCGCUAACCUGGCGCCGCUAGCCGCGGAGCUGCAGCCGUCGGUGGGCGUCGCCGUCACGCUGCGGCGGGAGGACGUAGCGCCGCAGCCGCCGGCGGGGAACAGAGACGUUACGACGGAGGCUCCGCCCCCCGAGGCUCCGCCCCCUGAGACUCCUCCCCCUGAGGCUCCGCCCCCUCAGGCUCCUCCCACCGAUCAUCCAAGCCCCGCCCCCCUCAGGAAGGGCCGUCCUCCGUCUCAGACGGAGAGUGAAGCCGACAGUCUGCUGGAGGAGCUUCAGGACCGGGAACCGGACCGGGUUGCCGCGGCGACGCCGGAGGGGGCGGAGCCUCAGGACGGUGGGGGCGGGGCCUCGUCCCUCAGUGUCUCCGCCCCCAAGGUGUCCAUCCCGUCCUCGUCCCACCAUUACAGCUUCUCCCUGGACCUGCAGAGACUCGGGAAGCUCAGCCUGACGCACGGGAUCAACGCUACGCUCAGGUACCAGUACCGGUUCUUCGGCAGCUCCGCCCCCAUCAUGACCAACCCCCCGGUUCAGCUCCAGAGGAACCAGGAUGUUUCUCUCCCUCAGUCUUUCUGUGCCUUCGACUUCGCUGCCGAACCAAAGCAGCUGACGGACACGUUCCUGAGGGAGCCCCUGGUGGUGGAGCUGUGGCACCGCGGCGCCGCCAGCCGGGACCAGCUGAUUGGACGGGCCUCGCUGCAGCUGUCCCAGCUGCUGGUUCUGGACCGGACCCGGUUCACCGGGCCUGCCGGGGGGGCGGGCUGGAGGCAGAGCCACCGGAACCGGGUCCCGGUGGUCCCGGUGCAGAGUCCUGCAGAGACGGUGGCCGAGCUAAGCUACGUAGCGACGCUGGAGGAUCACGGCUUCAUCCGGGACCGGCGGGUCCAGGUCUCGGACUCAGAUCAGAAUGAAGUUCCUACUCAGCCAUUGGCCCCCCCAGCAGGGACCAGACCCGGGGCCCUCCCAGGGGGCCCCCCAGCAGAGACCAGACCCGGGGCCCCCCCAGGGGGCCCCCCAGCAGCGCAGGCCCCCAGGGACACCAUGGAGUACCGCACGGCCCUGGAGCUGGAGCUGUGGAAGGAGCAGCAGGAGGAUCUGUUCGACGACCAGCUGAAGAGGAAGGAGCUGCGACACAUGCAGGCGUUAGCGGAGGAGUGGAGGAGGAGAGACGGAGAGAGAGAAGCUCUGGUCAACAAGAAGGAGACAGAGUUCCAGCGGUUGGAGCUUCAGCUCCAGAAAACUCUGCUGGAUCUGGAGACGAGAGAGAAGCAGCUGGAGGAGGCGGAGCUGCAGACCCGGCGGCUGCAGCGCGACCUCCGGGCCGAACACGAGCUCGCCCAGAAGGAGCUGCAGGAAACGGGCCGGCGGCUGCAGAGAGAGAACGACCACCGGGUGGCGCUGGAGCGGGAAACGGUCCGUCUGAUGGAGGAGGAGCGAGGACGGCUGCUGCAGCAGAUGUCUGACGGUGAGAGUCGCUACAAGCAGCUGGAGAGAGAGUUCCAGAUGUUCAGGGAGCAGCAGGGCGGCCGGCCGGAGGUUCGGCUGCAGGCGGAUAUUAACCUGCUGACGCUGGAGAAGGUGGAGCUGGAGAGGAAGCUGGAAUCCACCACCAAGUCCAAACUGCACUACAAGCAGCAGUGGGGGAGAGCGCUGAAGGAGCUGGCCCGGUUCAAACAGAGGGAACAGGAGAACGCUGUGAUCCGUCUGAAGAAGCAGCAGGCGGAGCUGGAGGCCAUGAGGCUGCGUUACCUAGCAACCCAGGAGAAGGAGGCGGUGCAGCAGGACCGGAGGGAACUGGACGGGAUCAGGGACCAGAUCAACAGGUUAAAAAAGCAGGAAGACAAAGUAGACCCCGCCCCCUCCAGUACAGGCCCCGCCCCCUCCGGUCCAGGCCCCGCCCCCUCCCUCCAUGGCCCCGCCCCCUCCCUCCCAGGCCCCGCCCCCAGUGAGGACCACCUGUGUCGUCUCCUGGAGGAGAGGGAGACGCUGCUGAGGACGGGAGUUUACGACCACCAGGACCGGAUCAUCGUGGAGCUGGACCGGCAGGUCCGGGAGGCCAUGGGGGGGAUGGGGGGAUUAGCCGAUUCAAUGGGGACGUCCUUUGACAAGACAAAGAAGCAGUACAACCUGUUUACAUACAACUGUCAACACUUCGCCACUGAGAUGCGUUACGGCAAGCCUGAGAGUCAGCAGGUGAAGGACGUAACAGCAGCAGCAGGAGUAGCAGGAGGAGCAGUAGUAGGCGCAGGAGUGGGAGCAGUCCACCCCCAGGCUGAAGUAUGCAGUGACCACACUAAGCAACCCCAGCUGAAGGAGGAUGAGGGAGACUUUUGA